GUCUGUCGUCUAUAUCGCUGGGUAAGAGGAAAUAUUAUUUUUAUUCCAGAGCAUGUAAAAAAUACUUUAGUCGAUUUUCAGUAGUUAUCGAAUGACUGGUACAAGUUGUUUCUGUUUCGAAAUGGUUAUUUAUAGAUAAAUAAGUUUCAAGAAAAGUAACAUUAAGAAAGAGACAUUAUGGAAUAAAACAUAUUAACGUACAUUUUUCUACAAUUUUUGAGUUUACGAGUUGGAAUAAAUUAAAAAAAUAUUCGUUUAUAUAUCUGAAAAAAGUGUGAAGAACAACUAUUUUUAAAAAUGCAUCUGUAUGUAAACGAAAAUCAGUGCUGUCGAUUAUCAGUGGAAUGAAAGAUUCGCCUACGUCAAUGGUGGUGUUAUUUAAUCAAAAAGGCUGCAAUGAAUUUUUAAAUGGUGAUUGGGUCACUAGACAUGGUAUCGUGAGAUCAGGGUUGCUCCAAGAUAAAGUGUCGUUUACAAACAGAAGAAACAAAAUAGGGCCUAGUACUGAACCUUGGGGCACUCCACAUUCUAUUGGCUUGCAAGAUGACAUCGUUGUAGUAACGCUUACAAGCUGACUGAAUAUAGCAUCAUUUGUGCAUGUGUUUCUUAAAAACUCAAAUUGAUCGGUAGUGUUUCCUAUGACUUCACCUAACAAAAUAACCUCUAAAAAUGAGGAAAAUUUUUAUCUUCUACAAGUACCGCAGAAGAUUGAUAACCUACUUAUUAUAUUGUAUAUUUUUACUAGUGAUAAUAAUAACAGUCCAUUGCCUUUUAUAUACUACAGAGAACAUACAUUGUUACCGCAUAAAGACUGAAGAUACUCUUCCCAAUAUAGCAAAUUAUAACCCCAAAAAAGGAAAGUCCAUAUUUUUUCACGAGACCUCCUGUAAAUCGUUUACCAAAGGCAAAAUAUGGAUAAAAUCUCGACAAGCUUGCGCCGUAGAAAGCGCAGCUAGAUUGAAUCCUACCUCAGAAGUUUAUCUGCUUUAUACGUCACCGAUGAAUUUUAAGUUCGAAGGAGAUGAAUCUGAUAGAUUCCUACAAGUUCUAUUGAGUUAUCCUAAUGUUAGAAUUUUGCAUUUAAAUUACGAAAAUUAUACAAAAGGAUCACCUGUUGAAAAUUUGUAUAGCUCAGGGAAGAUUGAGAACUCUUUACAUGUCGUCGCCCACGCCAGCGACGUGUUAAGGUAUCUAACUCUCUGGAAAUAUGGAGGAAUUUAUAUGGAUCUAGAUGUGAUAGUUCUAAGACCAUUGACGGAUCUGAAUAUAAAUUAUGCGGGGAUAGAAUCUACAUCAGUGGUGGCUUCCGGUGUCUUGAAUUUCGACGCUACAGGAAACGGUCACAAAUACGUAGAAGAUUGUUUGUUUGAUUUGAAAAGUAGUUUCGAUGGAAAAAAAUGGUCGACGAAUGGACCUGGUGUUAUAACAAGGUUGCUCCAUACGCUUUGCGGAUCCAAUACGACAGAUGAUAUGUUGGACAACGAAUGCGGAGGUUUUACCGCUUACCCUGCGAACGUAUUUUACCCAGUGCCUUGGCAGAAUUGGCGGAUGUAUUUCGAACAAGAAUUUCUAGACGCUGUGAUCAAUAUGACGCAAAAUAGUUUUACGAUCCAUAUGUGGAACAAGCUUAGUGAAGAAAUAAAAAUACCUGUUACCUCAAAAAAUAUACCUUAUUUAUAUUUUGCUAAGAAAUAUUGUCCUAAAAUUGUUAAUGAAUGUGAUGAAGUAUUUUAAGAUUGUUAAUUAUUUGAAGACAGAGCUGUUUAUCGAGUUAUAUUGUCGUUGCAUUUAAAUAAAUUUGUUAAAAAUGA
Messenger RNA from Diorhabda sublineata, 1811 nucleotides. RefSeq names its product lactosylceramide 4-alpha-galactosyltransferase-like. Gene Ontology annotation, biological process: glycosphingolipid biosynthetic process. Bases 670 to 1734 code for a protein of 354 amino acids. The transcript is spliced from 5 exons. Gene Ontology annotation, molecular function: hexosyltransferase activity. The record is from RefSeq and is a predicted model, not a curated record. NCBI's taxonomy places the organism in Eukaryota, Metazoa, Arthropoda, Insecta, Coleoptera, Chrysomelidae.